UGACAGUUUUUUCAGUUAAUUUUACCGGUAAGAAGUGAAGCAGUUGAAUCAAUAAUUUCACACAAUUACCCCUCCAUAUGGAAUGUAAUCGAAGGGUAGUAUGGGGAUUGUACGCUUUAUUUUAUCCUCAAGCUCUGGAAAAUGGAAAGAAAGAGAGAAAGAGAUGGGGAUUGGCAAUGGAUCAGCAGCUGCUGCUGCUGCUGCUAUGACCAUGCAUGUGAAUGCAAGCAAAACAACCAUGGAAUUGAAAUGGGUAAGAAGACCCAAAAGCCCAAACUCCAUUGACAGAGUGGGUAUGCUCUCAAAAACCAAAUCACCGCCAUUAUCGCAACCUUUACUUCCAAUCUUCAUAUCCACAAAACAUUCCCACAUAAAUCCUGAUGAGCUCGCGCAGCUCUAUAGCUCCUGCAAUUUCUCCUGCCACCGCUUUCCCAAAUACGCAGACUCUGAAUCCCAUACUCCUCUCGUCGAAGUUGUCGAUGUUCGCAAGCUCCGUAUCGCUCUCUCCCACAGUUUCGUUCUGGUCUCUGUCUUCUGCAAGACUCAGGAUGUGCUUGCUGAUUCUUCUUCUUCGAUGGGUCUGGGUGAUUUUUUCGAAAGAUUGGCUACGCCUGUAAGUCCCAAGAAUGGUCAGUUGGUUGGCUUUGGCCGAGCAGUUUCUGAUCAAGGAUUAACUGCUUCAAUCUACGAUGUCAUGGUUAUUCCUUCAUUACGGAGAUUGGGAAUCGGCAGGAUGAUUGUUCGUAGAAUCAUAAGAAUGCUCACCACUAGAGACAUUUAUGACAUUGCAGCUGUCUGCUCAGAGACUGAAAGGCCAUUCUUUGAAGCUUGUGGAUUUGGAAAUGAUAUUUUGGGCUCCACUGUGAUGAUGUAUACAAGGACUCUUUCGUCUGAUCCUUAGGGCAAUCAAAUGGUCAAACGUGCUGGUCGAAAGUUACUGUUAGUUCCACCUC
Ziziphus jujuba (common jujube) is the source of this 953-nucleotide messenger RNA. Its product is annotated as GCN5-related N-acetyltransferase 3, chloroplastic. Bases 101 to 901 code for a protein of 266 amino acids. The record is from RefSeq and is a predicted model, not a curated record. The transcript is spliced from 4 exons. Gene Ontology annotation, biological process: UDP-N-acetylglucosamine biosynthetic process. NCBI's taxonomy places the organism in Eukaryota, Viridiplantae, Streptophyta, Magnoliopsida, Rosales, Rhamnaceae. Gene Ontology annotation, molecular function: monosaccharide binding; glucosamine 6-phosphate N-acetyltransferase activity. Gene Ontology annotation, cellular component: endoplasmic reticulum; endoplasmic reticulum-Golgi intermediate compartment; Golgi apparatus.